AUUAAUAUAUGUAUGUAGAGAAUAUGGGUUGGAAUAAUAAUGAUAAUAAUGGGUCAUCAUCUUCAUCAGAUGGGAAAGAACGUCUUCGUUGGACACAAGAUCUCCAUGAUCGCUUUGUUAACGCUGUCACUAAGCUUGGCGGUCCUGACAGGGCAACACCGAAGGGUAUAUUGAAGGCUAUGGGGGUUUCUGGGUUGACCAUUUACCAUGUUAAAAGUCACUUACAGGUUCUCUCUCUUUUUCUAUAAUAUAUAUACUGUAUAUUUAUAUAUGUGUAUGUAUAUGUUUGUACUAGUUAGGAAUUAAUCAACUCAUAUAUAUAUUACCGUGUGUCGUUUUGUGUAUAAAAAUUAUUCCAUUCACCAAAAUUUCUAUAUGCGUACAUAUGUAUAUAUGUAUGUAUAAUAUGUGUAUAUAUAACAGUAUAUUACUACAGUUGAUACACACAUAUGUAUUAUGAUCAAUUUACUUUAUUCUUGAUCUAGAAAUCAAUAUAAUUAAAAUAAUUUUUUCCUUUUGUUAAAAUAAAAAAGCUUUUGCAAUUAC
Messenger RNA from Cannabis sativa, 546 nucleotides. Its product is annotated as myb family transcription factor PHL7-like. The transcript has 2 exons. The coding region runs from base 9 to 248 and encodes 79 amino acids. Gene Ontology annotation, molecular function: DNA-binding transcription factor activity; DNA binding. NCBI's taxonomy places the organism in Eukaryota, Viridiplantae, Streptophyta, Magnoliopsida, Rosales, Cannabaceae. The record is from RefSeq and is a predicted model, not a curated record.